Sinocyclocheilus anshuiensis is the source of this 2182-nucleotide messenger RNA. Its product is annotated as progressive ankylosis protein homolog B-like. The transcript has 11 exons. Gene Ontology annotation, molecular function: phosphate transmembrane transporter activity. The coding region runs from base 1 to 1230 and encodes 409 amino acids. The record is from RefSeq and is a predicted model, not a curated record. Gene Ontology annotation, biological process: phosphate ion transmembrane transport. NCBI's taxonomy places the organism in Eukaryota, Metazoa, Chordata, Actinopteri, Cypriniformes, Cyprinidae. Gene Ontology annotation, cellular component: plasma membrane.
AUGAAAAACAGCAAUAAAAAUGUUCAAAAAGUUGAAGUAGGCUUCAACUCAGCUUACACAGAUCUGGGCUACUACAUCAUAAAUAAGCUCCACCAUGUGGAUGAUUCAGUAGGAAGCAAGACAAGAAAGGCAUUCCUGUACCUCGCAGUAUUUCCAUUGUUAGAUGCAAUGGCGUGGAUUCAUGCUGGCAUCCUCCUCAAGCACAAGUACAGCCUGCUAGUGGGAUCUGCCUCUAUCUCUGAUGUUGUUGCACAGAUAACAUUUGUGGCGAUUCUUCUCCAGAGUAACCUGGAAUGUUUAGAGCCUCUUCUCAUUCCCAUUCUCUCUCUGUACAUGGGAGCUCUGGUGCGGUUCACUAUCGUAGGACUGGGCUACUACUGUAACGUCCACGACAAUAUUCCUGAGUCAAGCAGCAUCGAACAGGGGGGCGACACCACUGUAAGGAAGAUGCUAAGUUUCUGGUGGCCACUUGCCCUCAUUUUGGCCACUCAGCGCAUCAGCAGGCCCAUUGUCAAUCUGUUUGUCUCUCGGGACCUCAAAGGCAGUGCUGCAUCAACCGAAGCGGUGGCAGUACUCACAGCAACAUAUCCGGUUGGUCACAUGCCCUACGGCUGGUUAACAGAACUACGUGCCAUCUAUCCAGCAUUCGAUAAGAAUAACCCUACUAAUAAGUUAGCCAGUGGUCUGACAGUCACCAACUCACAUAUCAAGAGGUUCACCCUUUGCUGUUUUCUCCUCUCCUUAACGAUGUGUUUCAUUGUAUUCUGGACGCCUCAUGUUUCUGAACGCAUCCUGGUAGAUGUCAUUGGGGUGGAUAUGGCCUUCGCACAGCUCUGCAUCAUUCCACUGCGAGUCUUUUCCUUCUUCCCUGUGCCUGUUACGGUUCGAGCUCAUCUGACGGGCUGGUUAAUGACGUUAAAGAGAACUUGUGUGCUGGCACCUAGUUCAGUUCUGCGCAUCGCUGUGCUCAUCACCAGCCUUCUGGUGCUGCCUUACAUGGGAGUGCAUGGUGCCACACUGGGAGUGGGGUCUUUAUUAGCAGGAUUCAUGGGGGAGUCCACCAUGGUCGCAGUGGCUACCUGUUACGUAUACCGAAAACAGAAGAGAACCCCAGAAGCAGAAAUGGUUGUGGAGGACAACUCUUCCCCGAUGAAUGAAGUCACCCCCAGGACAGAGUUAGAUGUCACUGAAGAGGCUGAGAAUGAGCAGGUGGAAACGGAAGAUGAAUGAAUCAAGGCAUGGAAAGAAAAACAUAGGUGGAAGAUACAUGUUUUCCUUUCAUUUGCAGAUGAAGUGCAGUACAAUGUCUUGGAAUUUUGACGACAAGAAGCAACUAGUACUUUAUCAUUUUUUUUUACAUUUCUACAAUCUCUCCAUUACCCCAGUGGAAUUGCCAGCUUGAUUGAUGCUUGUAUGGGGUAGAAUGAGCAGAUUUGCAUGUCUACAUCAACUGCACUCCUGCACUUUUUGCACUGAGGCAUAUUUACACAGAUGUCUUCCAAAGUUCUUGUUCUGCAGCCUGUGAACAUUUUUGCCAAAAUAGACCAUUACAAUCAGAAAACAAAUCCUUGCAGAAAGACUGCACCAAGAACAGGCUUAAAAAAAUUGUUUUAAUGACUGAACUAUUAUCUGAACUUUGACCCUGAGACAUACCGUCCGUUUCCUCUUGCCUUGAGACGCACAAUGAAUAGUUACACUUUGAGUGUAUUAUAACUUGCUCAAGAGGGAUUUAUUUUACUGCUAUGGGGCACAUACUAGAUUUGAUUGUGUAUGUCAGUUGAUUUAUUUUUGUAUUCACUGCACAAAUUCAGGUUUUGUAUACUUUGCAAAUGUUACUAUGGAGAUAUUUAGGUCUGAAGAUCACUUCUAUGUACAAAAGACUCUUUAUUUGAGCUUUUGGGAAAGCAUGAACAGAUCAUUUCUGAUCAGAUCUGAUCCAGUAUUUUGUGCUGGGACCACAUUAUAGAAUCCAUUUUCUUUUUUUAUUUUCCAGAUCUUAGAAUUUUACUGUAAGUUUCACUUUCAAUAUCUAUUUUGUCAAAUUAUUAAAUGGAAUGCAGUUUUGCGGUACUGUUUUACUUUAGGUGCUCGUGUUACUCGGUGCUUGUGGUCUAACUGAAUGACAGCUCAUAUGUCAGCACUUAUGAAUGCUUUAUGCUUAUUAAACAAAUGUUGUGCUAAA